Rhodofomes roseus is the source of this 1035-nucleotide messenger RNA. RefSeq lists its product as uncharacterized. Lineage: Eukaryota; Fungi; Basidiomycota; Agaricomycetes; Polyporales; Fomitopsidaceae. The transcript is spliced from 13 exons. The coding region runs from base 1 to 1035 and encodes 344 amino acids. The record is from RefSeq and is a predicted model, not a curated record. Gene Ontology annotation, cellular component: Golgi apparatus.
AUGGCAGUCGAACCACUGUUGAGUACGAGAGCGCAAAAGGCGUUCGUAGCCAUUAUUGCCGUUCAGGCAAUCGUGGUGCUUGUCAUGAUCUCUAUCACCUUCAGAUCCGUCGCGGUGGCGGACGAUAUUACCUUCAAUACGCCCCGAUACAAGACGCUGCCAUGUUACCUUGCAAUAUUCAUUCUGGCAGAAGUCUUCGAGAUGCUGAUGGCGUUCGAUGCACUGAGGCUACGUAAUGUCAUCCAACUCAUCGGUAUCCUUUGCUUUCAGGCAGCUAUGCUUGUCUUCGCCUCCAUCCAGAUCCAUGAGACCCGGGCAGCGCUGGCUACGCACCUGGAUCUCUGGCACAAGGUCGAGCCGUUCCUCAUCGUAUCGCCCAUAAUGAUUGGCCUAUCCUGGUUUGCGCUCAUGUGGUUCGUAAGGGAGCUAUACCAUGAAUUCGGCUGGGCGAUCUUCCAUGUCGUCGGUGCAAACCCUGCGAUGAAGACAAUGUAUCAGUACUACCAGAUAAUGAUCUGCCUCCUGAAGCUGGACUUCUUCGUCUUCAUAGGCGUUACAAUGCAGCUUCUCAUUGUCGUGCUCGAAGACGACACUGCGGAGUUCGGUCUCACUGUCGCAGCCAUCCCUAUAACGAUGAUCCUGCUCAUCAUGGCUGGUUACGCUGUCCAACGCGAAAUCAAGUCGUUGAUGACCAUCUCACUGGUUCUAAUGCUAGCAGCUCAAGUCUAUUUUUACAAGCUUUACCGCUUCUAUGACCCUGCAUCGGAACAAACGUAUCUGUCAACGCGCGCAACCCUGACAACAUUCACCAUCGUCGCAUCGAUACUGCUCUUCGCGACAUUCGGCAUCGGCUGCAAGUGCUUCCACGACUUCGACAGGGGUUUGAUGAGCAGCAAAAUGCACGGGGUGACGUGGGGGAGCAAAUACUUACCCUCUAUUUUCCACGAACGCCCAGGCGAACGCUUCAUGGCCGACCCAAAGAGCUCGUAUACGUCAGGGGGCCCGCUCGACUCCAGACGGCUGUCGAUAGAGUGA